AUGUCGAGCGACGAAGAGUUCCAGGACUUCGAAUACGACGACGAGAACGCAUACGACUCGGACCUGUACAUCGACGAGGACGACCGCCAGCCCCAGCAGGCGCAGGCGUCCACCAGCACUCGCAACCGCCCACAGGAACCGGCUCCCGUCAGACGCUACCAGCCGCCUCCCGCGCCUCUUGCCGGCGAUGACGACUCGGACGACGAUGCUGCGGGUGCUGGAGUGGGCGGGUUUGGCGGAAUGAGAGGAAUGGGCGGCGCGUACGCUGCAGCAGCCGGCGGAGGAGGAGGAGGGAUCGGACGCUUCCUCAACCCGAACGCCUUCCAGGCUGGUUUUGGCGGGCAUGCGUUCGCGAGGCCUCCCGCGAGUGCGUUCAGGCGGCAGUACAGGGCGUACUCGACGGCAAUUCUCGAGGUCCAGCAGGGCAGGAGCUAUGGUGGAGGGCGGUCGAACUUGAUGUACGGCGGGAAGAUCGUCAUGCCGCCAUCGGCCCUCGACGAGCUGACUCAACUUGACAUCGAGCUCCCCAUCAACUUCGAAAUCACCAACCCGGCUCAGCCCGAACUCAACACGCACGCCGGUGUCCUCGAAUUCAUCGCCGAAGAAGGCUGCGUCAACUUGCCUCAAUGGAUCAUGGACCAGCUUCGCUUGAACGAGGGCGACCCGAUCCGCAUCGUUGGCGGCCGCUACCCGAAGGGCAAGCUGAUCAAGAUCCAGCCGCAAAGCGUUGAUUUCCUCGAGAUCAGCGAUCCAAAGGCUGUUCUCGAGCAAGCCCUCCGCAACUAUUCGUGCUUGUCGGCCGGCGACAUCGUCGAGAUCGGCUACCACUCGCUCACCUUCCGCCUGCUCAUCAUGGAGAUCACGCCUCCCGGUCCCGCCAUCUCCGUCCUCGACACCGACCUCGAAGUCGACUUUGCGCCUCCAGUCGGAUACGUCGAGCCCGAGUACAAGAAGCCGUCCGAGUCGCUGCCGAGCAUGCGCGACAAGUUCAACGUGGACACCAAGGGCGUGCAGGAUGUCGAUGCGAGGGGCAGCGGAACAGCGACGCCUGUUUCGGUCGGCUCGAAGGGCAAGGGGAAAGAGACGGACGAGGCUCCGGCUUCCUGGGAGGCGUUCAAGGGUACGGGAAACAGCCUCGGCGGGAAGAGGGUCAAGGGGAAGGGUGUCAAGGCCAAGGCGAUUGAGCAGGUGGACGAGAACAGCCGCAUCUUCCGUACCGACCAACCCCGCAUCGUCACCGCCGAUACCCAGCUCGGCUCUCGCCAGGUUCCCGCGGCGCUCAACCUCCCCUUUGGCGCCCUCUUCUUCGGCUUCGACCUCUCAAACGCACGCCCGCCACCAGGCUCCGAAGCCGAAGCGGCGGAGAAGGCCAAGGCGGAAGAGGCAUCUCGUUCGGCUGCUGCGCCAUUCGCGAACCUUACCGGAUCAGGCGCAACGCUGAGCGGGCGUGCGGCGAGGAACGCAGCGAGUGCGCCGGCCGGUGCAGCGGCCAACGGCGGUCAGACGACGGGCAGGGCGUCUUCGGCGCAGCCCGAGCAGAAGCCGACAGUGCCCUUCAGCGGGUCGGGCAACACGCUCAGCGGGAAGAAGCCGGUCGAGGUCAUCGAGAUUGACUGA
Rhodotorula toruloides NP11 is the source of this 1617-nucleotide messenger RNA. RefSeq names its product ubiquitin fusion degradation protein 1. Gene Ontology annotation, cellular component: VCP-NPL4-UFD1 AAA ATPase complex. Gene Ontology annotation, molecular function: polyubiquitin modification-dependent protein binding. The transcript has 7 exons. The coding region runs from base 1 to 1617 and encodes 538 amino acids. The record is from RefSeq and is a predicted model, not a curated record. NCBI's taxonomy places the organism in Eukaryota, Fungi, Basidiomycota, Microbotryomycetes, Sporidiobolales, Sporidiobolaceae.